Molecule: messenger RNA, 421 nt
Organism: Purpureocillium takamizusanense
Lineage: Eukaryota; Fungi; Ascomycota; Sordariomycetes; Hypocreales; Ophiocordycipitaceae
Exons: 1
Coding region: 35-190 (51 amino acids)
Source: RefSeq, a predicted model, not a curated record
CUCUUCAUCCACCAUCACCCACAAGUCAACCAAAAUGGCGGCUACCAGCUUCUUCAACAACACCUCCGCCACUGCCUUUGGCCCCCGCGGCGAGCUCGUCGACGAGGGACGCUCUGGCUACAACAUCGUCUCCGGCGGUGGCAGCGGCAGCGGCUCCGGCUCCGGCUCCAACGGCGAUGACGACAAGUAAAAUUGCGCCGCGCACUCAUAAUUUCUUCUCUCUUGAUCGCGCGCGAGCGCCUUGAGAGGGUCUUCCUGGGCAUUCUUACGACAUGGGGCAUGGGAACACGGAAGCGAGCGAGCGGGCAGCAUUUUUUGACAUCAGCGGGCAUCACACUGGUCACGGCAUGGCGCGGCACGACUACGAAACACAUUAUGGACUUCACCUUCAUGGGAGCAAUGCCAUGACAUGAGAUGAUGC